Chelonus insularis is the source of this 3033-nucleotide messenger RNA. It is a transcript of the gene Prm, whose product is annotated as Paramyosin. The transcript is spliced from 12 exons. NCBI's taxonomy places the organism in Eukaryota, Metazoa, Arthropoda, Insecta, Hymenoptera, Braconidae. Gene Ontology annotation, molecular function: microfilament motor activity; actin filament binding. Gene Ontology annotation, cellular component: myosin filament; myosin II complex; cytoplasm. Bases 252 to 2879 code for a protein of 875 amino acids. The record is from RefSeq and is a predicted model, not a curated record.
AGGGGUCAUGAAAUGGCAGACACAGCAUACGAACGACGACGAUACGUGCACUACGAGUAGGGCGCUGGUCGACUCCGAAACCCACAGAGUGAAAGAUACGACUCGUUGGCAGAUAUUAUCACGACCAUCUACCAGCAUCACUUAUCCUUUAACGCGUGCACGGAAAGCGUCGACAGAGGCAGGUAUACCUCUGAGAAUAAACGAGUUACGGCUUAUUUAACCGAACGAAGAAACAAGCUAAUCAACUCAAAAUGUCUUCGGCAAUAGCAAAAACUUCCAAGUACACUUAUCGUAGCUCUGGAGGUGGUACAGCUGAUGUGAGCAUCGAAUACAGCGCUGAUCUUAGUGCUCUCUCUAGACUUGAGGACAAGAUUCGUCUUCUUCAAGAAGAUCUUGAAUCUGAGAGAGAAUUACGUCAAAGGAUUGAACGAGAACGUGCUGAUCUCAGCGUCCAAGUGAUUCAAUUGUCAGAACGUCUAGAAGAAGCUGAGGGUGGUGCUGAGUCACAGUUUGAGAUCAACAAGAAACGAGAUACGGAAUUGUUGAAACUACGUAAAUUACUUGAAGAUGUACAUCUUGAAAGUGAAGAGACAGCACACCAUCUUCGUAAAAAGCAUCAAGAAAUUGUCGUUGAUUUUCAGGAUCAAAUUGAUCAACUCUCAAAAGCUCGUGCCAGGGCGGAUAAAGAAAAAGCAAAAUUCCAACAAGAGGUAUAUGAACUGUUGGCCCAGCUAGACAGUGUAACAAAGGAAAAGGUUUUAUCAAUCAAAACAGUUGAGAAGCUUGAGAUUCAUGUUUCUGAACUCAAUGUCAAGAUUGAAGAACUUAAUCGUACUAUCGUUGAUAUUACUAGCCACAAGACCCGACUUUCUCAAGAGAAUAUUGAAUUAACGAAGGAAAUUCAAGAUCUGAAAGUAAACAUGGAAAGUAUCGUUUACACUAAAACUCAACUUGCAAGUCAAUUAGAAGAUGCUCGUCGUCGUCUCGAGGAUGAAGAUCGUCGCAGGUCUUUAAUCGAAUCUUCAUUACAUCAAGUUGAAAAUGAACUCGAAUCUGUACGUGUUCAACUUGAAGAGGAGUCUGAAGCUCGCUUGGAUCUCGAGCGUCAGCUGGUCAAGGCCAGUGGCGAAGUUUCUAUAUGGAGAUCCAAGUAUGAAACCGAAGCUAAUGCUCGUGUUGAGGAAGUUGAAGAGCUUCGUCGUAAAUUCACUGCUCGCAUCCAAGAGCAGGAAGAGCAGAUUGAAACUCUUCUUGUCAAGAUCAAUAAUCUUGAAAAACAAAAAUCCCGCCUUCAAUCAGAAGUGGAAGUACUCAUCAUUGAUCUUGAAAAAGCUAAUGGAACUGCUCGGGAGCUACAAAAACGUGUAGAGCACCUUGAGAAGGUUAAUAUUGAAUUAAAAUCACGAUUAGAUGAAACAAUUGCUAUGUAUGAACAAAGCCAACGUGAUCUUCGUAAUAAACAACAAGAACUUAUGAGAUGUAAUGCUGAACUGGAGAAGACUCGUGACUUGAAAGAACAGCUUGCACGUGAAAAUAAGAAACUUGGAGAUGACUUGAAUGAAGCUAAGAACCAAUUGGCUGACAUGAACCGUAGACUUCAUGAGUUAGAAUUAGAACUUCGUCGUUUGGAGAAUGAACGUGAAGAAUUAGCAGCUGCUUACAAAGAAGCUGAAGCUGGACGUAAAGUUGAAGAGCAACGAUCUCAAAGAUUAUCUGCCGAGUUGAGUCAACUUCGACAUGAGACGGAACGUCGUCUUGCUGAGAAGGAUGAAGAGAUCGAAUCUAUUCGCAAGCAGACAAGCAUCGAAAUUGAGCAACUGAACGCCCGCGUCGUAGAAGCUGAAACAAAAUUAAAGACGGAAGUUCAACGUAUCAAGAAGAAGCUACAAAUUCAAAUCACAGAGCUUGAACUCUCUUUGGACGUUGCCAAUAAGAAUAAUCUUGAUUUACAAAAGACCAUCAAAAAACAAUCGCUCACUCUGACUGAAUUACAAGCUCAUUAUGAUGAAGUUCAACGUCAACUGCAAGUUACCUUGGAUCAAUUGGGUAUUAGCCAACGCCGACUUCAAUCCUUGACUGCUGAACUCGAAGAAGUUCGUGGCAACUAUGAAUCCGCACUCCGUGCUAAGAGAAAUGUCGAGCAACAGUAUGAAGAGUCGGUUAGCCGUAUCAACGAACUCACUACGAUUAAUGUCAAUAUAGCUUCAUCUAAGGCUAAAGUUGAACAAGAAUUGGCUACACUUGCUGGUGAUUAUGAAGAAGUUACCAAGGAACUCAGAGUUAGCGAUGAAAGAUAUCAACGUGUACAAAACGAACUCAAGCAUACUGUGGAAAUUCUUCAUGAAGAACAAGAACGUAUUGUCAAGAUUGAAUCUAUCAAGAAAUCUUUGGAAAUUGAAGUUAAGAAUUUGUCUGUUCGUCUUGAAGAAGUUGAAGCCAAUGCCAUCGUUGGUGGAAAACGUAUCAUUAGCAAACUUGAAGCUCGAAUUCGUGAUUUGGAACUGGAACUUGACGAAGAGAAACGUCGACAUGCUGAAACCGUGAAAAUUUUGCGUAAGAAGGAAAGAAGUAUCAAAGAAGUAAUGAUCCAGGUUGAAGAAGACUCGAAAAAUAUUGCUUUAUUGCAAGAGUCUCUUGACAAAGCUACUCAGAAGGUCAAUAUUUAUAAAAGACAGCUUCAAGAACAAGAGGGCAUGUCUCAACAAAGUGUGACCCGAGUUCGACGAUUCCAAAGAGAACUUGAAGCUGCUGAAGAUCGUGCUGACACUGCUGAAAGUAAUCUUACAUUGAUCCGUGCAAAACACCGUAGCUUUGUCACCACUUCUACAGUCCCCGGAUCCCAAGUUUACUUAGUACAGGAAACGAGGCAGGAUAUCUAAACUAACUUUUCAUCAACAACCUAGUUUCCACAAUAAAAGCGUCCAUUUAUCAACAUCACUUUAAUUAAAAUAUUUUUUUUUUUUCGUUCUCGAAACCCGCGUUAUAUACUUAAAUAAUUUAUUAAGAUAUUGAUAAUUAUUUCAUUAUUACCUA